Molecule: messenger RNA, 2292 nt
Organism: Octopus bimaculoides (California two-spot octopus)
Lineage: Eukaryota; Metazoa; Mollusca; Cephalopoda; Octopoda; Octopodidae
Product: mRNA cap guanine-N(7) methyltransferase
Biological process (GO): 7-methylguanosine mRNA capping
Cellular component (GO): nucleus
Molecular function (GO): mRNA 5'-cap (guanine-N7-)-methyltransferase activity
Source: RefSeq, a predicted model, not a curated record
GGCAAGAAACAUUGCCUUUGAUAGGAACGACAUGUGAAUGUUUACGGUAGCGUUUGGUAAGUUAAGGAUUACAACCGGUAGCGCGGGGCUAUCACGACAGUUUGGAACCCAUUUACGGCUCAUUAUCCUAGCGCUCAAUACAAAGCAUGGAGUCAGAAAAUACCUGCGAACAAUCUUUCAAAGACGAUCCUGAAAAUGAUGGAACGGGCGGUUUGGCCGAGGAAGGAUGUAAAGAGGUGGGACAGGAGGUUUCCGCUACCGAGCAAGAAGGUUCUGGUGCUGAGCAGGCAUGUCAAGAGGCAGGGCAAGCAGGUUCUGCAGAAAACACCGAAGCUGAUGCUGAGACGGCUAAUGCUGAUUCAGUAGACAGCCAAGAGAAAUCUGCAGCAAAUGACCUCAGUAAAGAAAAGACAGACGACUCAAAGGUGACCAAAACUGUUGCUCAACAUUACAAUGAACUGAGGGAAUCCGGCUUGGAAGCUCGUGGCAACAGUCGUAUAUUUUAUCUCAGGAAUUUCAACAACUGGAUUAAAAGUGUUUUAAUUGAUAUAGCAUCGACAUCGGUCGAACAGAGUGAAGCAAGAUUCAAAGAUAUAGUUGAACGGAACCAGAACAGUAAAAGAAGAGAACAAAUUUUUGAUGCCGAAUUUAUAACUGCUGAUGUUAGCAAGCAAAGACUGAAAGACAUGUAUAAAGACUCAUCAAUCAGCUUUGACCUUGUUAGUUGUCAGUUUGCACUGCACUAUUCCUUCGAAAGCUACUCUCAGGCAGAUAUGAUGUUGAAGAAUGUUGCUGAAUGUUUGCAAGAUGGUGGUUACUUCAUUGGAACAACUCCUAACUCUUAUGAACUUGUAAAUCGCUUAAGAAAAAGUGAAACCAAUUCUUUUGGAAAUGAUGUUUAUAAAGUGGAAUUUUUGAGUGAAGACAAGAAUAAUCUGCCAUUAUUUGGGUCUCAGUAUUCCUUUCAACUGGAGGGUGUAGUCGACUGCCCUGAGUUUUUGGUGUAUUUUCCUGCAUUGGUGGAGUUAGCUGAAAAGUAUAACAUGAAAUUGGUAGAGAAGCAGUCGUUUUCAGAUUACUUCGAAAAGCAUCAUAAGACAAGUGAAAACCGUAUCCUCCUUGGACGUAUGCAAGCUUUAGAGCCAUAUCCUGCUGAAAAUUACGGCAAAUUAAUUAGUUCCAAUGAAGAAGAUUAUGCCUUUGCCAAAGAAGAGUUGAAUAAGGCCUUACCUAACCAGCAACAAUCGAACAGGCGUCCUGUCAAAGUUGGUACUUUGUCAGAAGCUGAAUGGAAAGCUAUCAGUCUCUAUAUGGUGUUUGUCUUCCAAAAAGUGAAGAACCUAAAGGAUGAACCUAAGGCAGAGGAGGAUGAGGAGGUGGAAUCUGCUGAACAACAUGUAGAGCCCCUAGGUGAAAAACGGAGUUUGUCUGACCCUGAGGAUGAUGAAGAUGGGAACAAAGCAUCUGAUGCCAAAAUUAUAAGUACAGUGGAUGAUGAUGACGAAUAAAGGGUUGUCGACCCAUUAACUUUUGCUGUCAUCGUUCAGCCAGUACAAUUGGUAGGGCUUUCCGGCCUCCGCUUGUACUCCACUUUAAAAAUUCUUAACUAUUACCACAGGAGCAGCCACUGAGGCUAAUAACCAUUUUAUAUAUAUAUAUAUGUAUACACACAUAUAUAUAUAUGUAUACAUACAUACACAUGAUAUAUAAAUGUAUACAUACACACAUAUGUAUAUAUGCAUACACAUAUAUAUAAUAUAUGUAUAUAUGCAUACACAUAUAUAUAAUAUAUGUAUACAUGCAUACACACAUAUAUAAUAUAUAUAUAUACAUAUACAUUAUAGUAUACACACAUAUAUAGUAUAUAUAUAUAUAUAUAGUAUAUACACAUAUAUAUAGUAUAUACAUUAUAUAUAUAUAUAUAUAGUAUAUAUACAUACUAUAUAUAUAUAUAUAAUAUUAUACACACACACACACAUCCACACACAUACAUAUACUUCCACACACAUACAUAGGAAGGUGGCUGCUUUUUUUUUUACCUUCUCUUUCAAUCAUUAGUUCUUAACAUCCUGUUUAUUUUUUAUAUUUUUCAUUUUUUUUUCUUCUUCUUCCUUCCAACAUAGAUAUAUUUGUGUAUGCGUGCCGUGUCUGUAUGUGCGUGUGUGAGUGAGAGAGAAAGGGAGACUGAAUGGAGUCGGUUGGUUAAGAGAGAUGGUUUACAUCACUCAUUUUUAUUCUCUUCAUAUUCUGGCUGAAAAGAAUUAAAAAUAAAAAUGGAAAAAUAAAAAUGAA